CCUACAUUGCUCUCCAUUUUCCCCACACGCCCUUUCGCCUCUUAAUUCCCUUUCACUUUUGUUUUUCUUUCUUUCCAUAUAUAUAAAUACCUCCCUCUUCCACUGAGAUUUUUCAUAUGUCUUAUUAGAUAUUGAUAGUUAAUUUGAAAGAAUGAAAGAAGGUAGGAAACAAGGUGCAGCCUCACCCUGUGCUGCAUGCAAACUUCUAAGAAGAAGAUGUGCUCAAGAUUGUGUCUUUGCUCCUUAUUUCCCUGCCGACGAACCCCACAAGUUUGCUAAUGUCCAUAAAGUCUUUGGCGCUAGCAAUGUCAACAAGAUGCUUCAGGACUUACCUGAACAUCAAAGAGGGGAUGCAGUGAGUAGCAUGGUGUAUGAAGCAAAUGCAAGAGUGAGAGACCCUGUGUAUGGUUGUGUAGGGGCAAUUUCGUCACUUCAGCAACAAAUUGAUGUUCUACAAACCCAAUUGGCUGUGGCACAAGCUGAGGCUGUGCACCUGAGGGUGCGCCAAACUGCACCCUCCUUUUGGAACAGUGCAGGACAUAGCCCAACAAGUCCAACCUAUAGUGGCUCUCCAUCAUCCAAAAUCAAUGAAUCACAAGCCAAACAUAUUUUUGAUAUGGACAUGGUGGUGGACCAAGGUGGUUAUGCUGAUUCAAUGUGGUGAUGCAAUACAAUACAACUACUAUGGUUAAUAUAUAUAAUUAUAUAUACACUAGCACUAUCUAUUUAGACUAUACAAGAGGGAUACAUUAUUUUUUAAAGUAAUGUUUUCUCCCGUUUCACUUUAAACCUAAAGACCUUAAGACAUGCGUAAGUGUCUUUGUUAGACCUGUUUUGAUUCUGAUGAGUCUCUGAAGUGCAACUCACAUAAAACUUUAUUUAGUAGAAUAGAGAUAGAACUCUAGAAGCAGUGGUGGCGGAGGCCGUUCGCCCACUUGAUUUAGUUUGGUUACUUGGUUAUAGAUUUCUUCUCAUGAUGAUUGAUAAGAUAUAUAUAGUAUGGUAGUGUAAAUAUAUAUAUUACCAUUUGACAUUGUGUUAAGGGCAAGGUUAUAUGGUUGGAUUGUGGAUUUUUCAUGGCUAAAAGACAGGAUUGAGUUUUGUAUUGUUGUUCUUUCUAGUGAUGCUUGACUUUAUGUUUUGGAUUUUACAAGGAAGGUGCACCUAUUGGCAUUUACUUAGUUUUUCACAAGUAUUGCUACUUCUUUGUAAUGUUGGGGUAUUGCUAUACAACUAUGAAUUAUCA
This is a messenger RNA of Lathyrus oleraceus (garden pea), 1246 nucleotides long. RefSeq names its product LOB domain-containing protein 4. The record is from RefSeq and is a predicted model, not a curated record. Lineage: Eukaryota; Viridiplantae; Streptophyta; Magnoliopsida; Fabales; Fabaceae. Bases 152 to 664 code for a protein of 170 amino acids. The transcript is spliced from 2 exons.